AUGGCGGGAGAAGGUGAGGCGUUGCAGACCGCUGGGUGGUGGGUUAUGGGUGAGAGGUUCCAGUGGAGCUCGUUGGAAUAUGAACGGCCGGCCAUAGGCAUAGGACCAGUGAGCGCCCAGUCCCUUUAUGAAACCCAUAUAUUGCCUUUAGAGACUAAAAAGUCUAGGAGGCCCAUAUUAGCCAUUUGGAUGAGUUUAAAUCCAAAAUUCUAUGUGGCCCAAUUCUUCUAG
Messenger RNA from Ilex paraguariensis (yerba mate), 231 nucleotides. Lineage: Eukaryota; Viridiplantae; Streptophyta; Magnoliopsida; Aquifoliales; Aquifoliaceae. The record is from the annotation of a GenBank genome assembly.